AUGGGAAUUAUUUCGUAUUGGGAGCAGCAUCUCGGCCCUCAUGCUUCAUCGUUACAGAAUUACUAUGCCGGCUCCAUGGUCUCUAACACCUCAGGACCCGAUUGGCAUCCCGAAAACACGACAAAACAACAGCAGCAGCAGCAGCAACAACAACGAAACGAAGAGAAUCGACGGUAUCGGUGUCCCAAGUGCGGCAACGGUUAUAAAUACACGCGCGACAUGCAGAAACAUAUGCGAUUCCAGUGCGGUCAGGAGCCGAAAUUCCAGUGUCCUUAUUGCCGCAGGCGAUCUAAGGUGUCGUCAAAUAUGUACACACACGUGCGCAACAAGCACAGCGAUCAAUUGAUAUACAUAAUAGAUCUGAACAAACAAUCCUCGACGCUUCAAUGA
Molecule: messenger RNA, 390 nt
Organism: Monomorium pharaonis (pharaoh ant)
Lineage: Eukaryota; Metazoa; Arthropoda; Insecta; Hymenoptera; Formicidae
Product: zinc finger X-chromosomal protein-like
Exons: 2
Coding region: 1-390 (129 amino acids)
Source: RefSeq, a predicted model, not a curated record